This is a messenger RNA of Perognathus longimembris pacificus (Pacific pocket mouse), 1341 nucleotides long. It is a transcript of the gene Tmprss11a, whose product is annotated as transmembrane serine protease 11A. Bases 1 to 1341 code for a protein of 446 amino acids. NCBI's taxonomy places the organism in Eukaryota, Metazoa, Chordata, Mammalia, Rodentia, Heteromyidae. The record is from RefSeq and is a predicted model, not a curated record. The transcript is spliced from 10 exons. Gene Ontology annotation, biological process: proteolysis. Gene Ontology annotation, molecular function: serine-type endopeptidase activity.
AUGCAGGACCCAAGAAGAUCAGCUGAGAAUGAGAAUAGAGAAAAGAUUGGGGAAAAGAGUUUAAGGAGAGAGAUGAGAGGCAAGAAGCGAUUGGGAAAAGCAUCGCCAUUGGACCCCAAGCGCAGCGCUCUUAAACCAUGGCUGGCUGCCCUGCUCCUCGUGUCGUCGCUGACCCUGGCGGCGCUGGCCGGUCUUCUUCUGGCUCACUUCCUGGUCUCUGGUCAGCAACUAGAAUAUUACCAUGGCAUCCUUGAAAGUCCACAUCCCCAAGUCAAUAGUAAUACCAUAAAAAGAAGUGCAUAUCAAGUUAAGGAAUCACAGGAGAUGAGUGAACACUUGGUGGAUGAGAUAUUCACAGAUUUCACUUUGAACAAGCUCUCUAUCAAGAACCAAGUGGUCAGGCCGAUCCCAGAGGAUGAUGGGAAAGCAGAUACUGGUUUGGCAUUCCACAUCCCCUUGACUGUGCCUAGGACAGCAAGAGAGAAGACAAUCGACGGCAUCUUCAAUCAGAAGACUAGAAAGACAAGAGCCCUGCCAAUGAACAUCUCGUCAAUCCAAGCUAAUGCAAUGAGCUCCUCAUCAGGGAAACUAAGAGUCCAGGCAAGCUGUGGUAAACGAGUUACCCCAUUAGUAGUCAACAGAAUAAUGUCUGGGGAACUUGCAGCUAAAGGGGCCUGGCCUUGGCAAGCCUCCCUCCAACGCGGUACUAUCCAUCAGUGUGGAGCCACCUUGAUUAGUAACACGUGGCUUGUCACUGCGGCCCACUGCUUUAAAAGCAACGCCAACCCCCGGCAGUGGACCGUGAGCUUCGGGACCACCAUCAGCCCGCCCCUGAUGAGGAGGGACGUCCGCCGGAUCGUCGUGCACGAGCGCUACCGCUCCCCGGCCAGGGAGUACGACAUCGCGCUCGUGCAGGUCACCCCCCGGGUGGCCUUCACCGCCGACGUCCGCCCCGUCUGCCUGCCCGACGCGUCCGCCGCCCUCCGGCCCAAUGCCACCGUGUACAUCACGGGAUUCGGGGCGCUCUACUACGGCGGGGAAUCCCAAAACAAUCUCCGAGAAGCCAGAGUGAGGAUCAUCAGCAAUACUGUGUGCAAGCAACCACAUGUGUAUGGCAACGACAUAAAAUUUGGAAUGUUUUGUGCCGGAUUUCUGGAAGGAAUUUAUGAUGCCUGCAGGGGUGAUUCUGGAGGGCCAUUAGUUAUCAGAGAUCCUAACGCUACCUGGUAUCUUAUGGGAAUUGUGAGCUGGGGUGAUAACUGUGGCCAAAAGAACAAGCCCGGAGUCUACACACAAGUGACCUAUUACCGACGCUGGAUUGCUUCAAAAACCGGCCUCUAA